AUGCCUUUUAAAUUUACGUUGUCCCUUGAGGGCUUCGAAAAGGUCAUUGCAAUUGUUUUGAAGCGCCCUAAAAACCAAGGACGCACACAACACAACUUAACAACCGCCGACCAUGAGGGCGAUAGCUCUAUCCCUACAGACAUUUCUAAUCCCGUUCCUGCAACAAUGCUCUCUUCGAAUUCUUCGCCAGUGCAUCCGGUUUCUGCAAGCAGUAAACCAGGUUUCGAAGAACCCCCCACAGGCUUUCCUUCCGCAGUGUACCCUUGGGUCGCAUCCCCUGUCCACGUGAAGCUCUCGACAUCGCUCAGGUAG
Molecule: messenger RNA, 312 nt
Organism: Suillus subalutaceus
Lineage: Eukaryota; Fungi; Basidiomycota; Agaricomycetes; Boletales; Suillaceae
Exons: 1
Coding region: 1-312 (103 amino acids)
Source: RefSeq, a predicted model, not a curated record